AUGAGUUCCCACGCUGGCCAUCCGGGCCAGAUGAUCGAGUAUAUCCAAGAUCGUCUCUAUCUCGCAUCCUACGACUCGACCCCCUCCUCCCGAACCCCAUUCCCUUUUCCGACCGAGCAGCCCAAGUCUCCCAGCAAACGGUCCGCUCGUGCGCAACCCGCCACUCCGUCCACCAAGCGCCGAUCUCCCGUCUACUUUACCGUCGACGACACGCUUCUCUACAAUGCGUUCCAUGCGGACUUUGGUCCCCUGCACAUCGGCCACCUCUACCGAUUUGCGGUCCUGUUCCAUGAAAUCCUCGGAGAUCCCGCCAACAGCGAUCGUCCCGUCGUGUUCUACAGCAAGACCGACGCUCGUAGCCGCGCAAAUGCAGCCUGCCUCGUGGCGUGCUACAUGGUUCUCAUCCAGUCUUGGCCUCCUCACUUGGCCCUCGCCCCCAUCGCACAGGCAGACCCUCCUUACAUGCCCUUCCGAGAUGCCGGAUACAGCCAGGCCGACUUUAUUCUGAACAUCCAAGAUGUUGUCUACGGAGUCUGGAAGGCCAAAGAGCAGGGUCUGUGCGGACUUCGUGACUUUAACCUUGAAGAAUAUGAGAAAUUCGAAAGAGUCGACAUGGGCGACUUCAACUGGGUGACACCCAACUUCCUCGCUUUUGCUUCCCCCCAACAUCAACCCGUCGCGCCGGUCCCUGUCAACACGCCUGAAUACGACGCUCUGCCUUCAUCCCUCUCCGAGAUCAGCUCGGCUAAACUUCCGCUGCCAUUCAAGAACGUCCUUGCUCAUUUCUUCUCCCGCGAUAUCGGUCUUGUGGUUCGAUUGAACUCGGAGCUCUACAGCCCCUCAUACUUUACGGCCUUGGGCAUUCAGCACAUCGACAUGAUCUUUGAGGACGGAACGUGCCCACCCCUGACCCUGGUGCGGAGGUUUAUCAAGAUGGCGCAUGAUAUGAUCACGGUGAAGAAGAAGGGGAUCGCAGUCCACUGCAAGGCUGGUCUCGGGCGGACCGGUUGCUUGAUUGGUGCCUACCUCAUCUACCGCUAUGGGUUCACCGCGAACGAGGUCAUUGCCUUCAUGCGAUUCAUGCGCCCCGGUAUGGUUGUUGGUCCCCAACAACACUGGUUGCAUCUGAACCAGGGAGCAUUCCGGGAGUGGUGGUUCGAGGAUAGCAUGCGUGAGAAGCUCGCUCAGUCCGCCCCCGUCACCCCAGCUCGUGUUUCUACCAAGAAGCGUGCAAGCAACGGCGUCGUCUCAACGCCUCCCACCAACAGCCACUCCAAGCGUGCCGCGCUCGGGGAGAUUGACCACAAUGAGGGUGCUGCGACCUACCACGAGGAGAAUCUCCCGGCCCCCACCCCGGGACAGCCUCGCAAGUCACACCGCAAGGACUCGCGCCACCAUCCCUACGCCCGGACCACUUCGGGGUCUUUGAUCACGGAGCAUGAGACCCACAAACAAACAGAGUCACGCACCCCUCGCGGUCAUCGUCUGAGCAACGAGAGCGUCGAAAGCGACGAGGAGGUCCAACUCCGCAAGCUGGCCAAGCGAUCCUCUCGAUCCCCAGUCAACACUACCACCUCGCGGUCAAUCAGCUACUCCGCGACGGUAACGGCCAGCUACACGCUCACCGAUGAGAUUCACGAGGAUCGAGAGAACUGGACGGAGACGGGGGCCCCCAAGACCCCUUCCAGUCGCAAGAGUGCCAGCGGAACUAUUUCCGUCACCAAGGUCCGGACCAGCCCGCGACGGGUCACGGACAGCAACAAGAGCGAGUCUCGCGGAGUCCGCAAGCCGAGUGGCCGUGUCGGUAGUACCUCGAGUCCAAUCCGGGCUACUCGCACCGUUGCAUAG
Molecule: messenger RNA, 1848 nt
Organism: Penicillium oxalicum
Lineage: Eukaryota; Fungi; Ascomycota; Eurotiomycetes; Eurotiales; Aspergillaceae
Gene: cdcA
Product: phosphoprotein phosphatase CDC14
Exons: 3
Coding region: 1-1848 (615 amino acids)
Biological process (GO): protein dephosphorylation; microtubule cytoskeleton organization; regulation of exit from mitosis
Cellular component (GO): mitotic spindle; centrosome; mitotic spindle midzone
Molecular function (GO): protein tyrosine/serine/threonine phosphatase activity; protein serine/threonine phosphatase activity
Source: RefSeq, a predicted model, not a curated record